Molecule: messenger RNA, 661 nt
Organism: Esox lucius (northern pike)
Lineage: Eukaryota; Metazoa; Chordata; Actinopteri; Esociformes; Esocidae
Product: gamma-crystallin M2-like
Exons: 2
Coding region: 32-577 (181 amino acids)
Biological process (GO): visual perception; lens development in camera-type eye
Molecular function (GO): structural constituent of eye lens
Source: RefSeq, a predicted model, not a curated record
GGAACAGCAUCCAGCAGAACAGUAACCAAACAUGACCAACAUGAACAUGGUCAGGAUCACCUUCUACGAGGAGAGGAACUUCCAGGGUCGUUCCUAUGAUUGCACCAGCGACUGUAGUGAUAUGAGCUCCUACCUGAGCAGGUGUCAGUCCUGCAGGGUUGAGAGUGGCUGUUGGAUGGUCUAUGAGCGCAACAACUACAUGGGAAGCCAGUACUUUCUGAAGAGGGGCGAGUACUCUGACUUCACGCAGCACUUUGGAAUGAGUGAUAGCAUCAGGUCCUGCCGCAUGAUCCCCAUGUACAGAGGAAACUACAGGAUGAGGAUCUACGAGAGAGAGAGCUUCGGAGGUCAGAUGCAUGAGAUGAUGGAUGACUGUGAGUCCAUCAUGGAUCGUUACCGCAUGUCCAGCUGUAUGUCCUGCAAUGUGAUGGAGGGUCACUGGCUGAUGUACGAGCAGCCCCACUUCAGAGGCAAGAUGAUGUACAUGAGGCCUGGAGAGUACAGGAACUUCAGUAUGGGUGGGAUGAGUGGCAUGAAGUUCAUGAGCAUGAAGCGUAUCAUGGAUUCCUGGUACUAAAUACUGUUGCUUUGUUUGCACUAAGCACAAAUAUAUUUGAUAAAAAGUUACGUUAAUUAUUAAUAAAAUAUUUCACAAACCUUU